CAUACAAAUGACAAUAAACUCUCACUUCAUCUUUUGGGACGUUGGAUUCAAGAAAUGGCAACUGAUCAAGAUCAACAACUUCAAGGAAUGCUUUUAGAAGAAGUCUGGCUGGCGGCAAUUAGAUUUUUAAAUAAAAAAGCAGACAUCGCUAAGGUGUCAAUAGACAGUACGAAAGAAGACCAAGUUAAUCAAAUAAACCCACCAACAUACUUUGGAAUUAGGACCGCUCUUCGUAUAAAGAAA
Racocetra persica is the source of this 243-nucleotide messenger RNA. The record is from the annotation of a GenBank genome assembly. Lineage: Eukaryota; Fungi; Glomeromycota; Glomeromycetes; Diversisporales; Gigasporaceae.